Molecule: messenger RNA, 4345 nt
Organism: Panicum virgatum (switchgrass)
Lineage: Eukaryota; Viridiplantae; Streptophyta; Magnoliopsida; Poales; Poaceae
Product: putative disease resistance protein At5g47280
Exons: 4
Coding region: 187-2757 (856 amino acids)
Biological process (GO): defense response to fungus
Molecular function (GO): ADP binding
Source: RefSeq, a predicted model, not a curated record
CCUCCUCCGAGACCAAACGCGACGGCCGCCUCCCCCACCUCCACGCCCAUCGAUGGCGACCCCUCACUCACCCAGCUGAACAACUCCACCGCGCGCACGCCAUUAGCAGGAACGAGCAAGCAGCCCGGCGGACGGGGAUUAGAGGUAAGGAGGCGAGCGAGGUAGGCUAGGAUUAAGGCGGCGGGCAUGGACCGGCUGCUGCUGGAGCAGCUCGCCGGGGAGGCGCUGCGGGAGCUGCUGGGCGCGGUGCGGGGCACCCUCUUCUGCCGCUCCACCGCCGAGCGCCUGCGCCGGAGCGUCGAGCCGCUGCUGCCGCUCGUGCAGGGGCUCGGCCCGCGCUCCGCGGGGGAGCUCGGCGAGCUCGCCGCCCGGGUCCGGGAGGCGCUCGACCUCGCGCGCCGCGCCGCGGCGUCCCCGCGCUGGAACGUCUACCGCGCCGCGCAGCUCGCGCGCCGCAUGGAGGCCGCCGACCGCGGCAUCGCGCGCUGGCUCGCCCGCCACGCGCCCGUGCACGUCAUCGGCGGCGUGCGCAGGCUCCGCGACGAGGCCGACGCGCGGAUCGGCCGCCUCGAGCGCCGCGUCGAGGAGAUCGCCGCCGCCGCGCAGCCCGCGCCGCCAGCGCUCUCCGUCCCCGUCGCGCCGCCGCCGCUGCCGAUGCACAAGGGCUUGCCGAUGCCCAUGGACGCGCCGCCGCUCACCAAGGGCUCGGUGGACGCUAUGCCGGUGCUCAAGGGCGUCGCUGUGCCCGCCAAGGCCGGGGUGAUGGCCAUGGACAUGGAGCUCGCCGAGGGCCACGAGGACGAGGGGAUGGUUGGCGGCGGCCUCAAGGUGGCCAAGGAGAAGGUGAAGGAGAUGGUCAUGAGCGGCGGUGGCGGCUGGGAGGUGGUCGGCAUCUCCGGCAUGGGCGGCAGCGGCAAGACCACGGUCGCCAUGGAGAUCUUCAAGGAUCACAAGGUCCGAGCUUACUACAACGACAGGAUCUUCUUUGAGACGAUCUCACAAUCUGCAAACUUGGAAACCAUUAAGAUGAAGCUGUGGGAGCAGAUCAGCGGAAAUAUGGUGCUUGGUGCAUACAACCAGAUCCCAGAAUGGCAGCUCAAGUUAGGGCCAAGAGACCGAGGACCAGUCCUUGUUAUCCUUGAUGAUGUGUGGUCUCUCUCACAGCUUGAGGAUCUCGUCUUCAAGUUCCCUGGGUGCAAGACUCUUGUCGUAUCGAGAUUCAAGUUCCCGACGUUGGUAUCCCGGACAUAUGAAAUGCAGUUACUUGAUGAGGAGGAAGCUUUAUCUGUCUUCUGCCGUGCUGCCUUCGAUCAGGAGAGUGUUCCGCAGACUGCUGAGAAGAGAUUGGUUAGGCAGGUCUCUGCAGAGUGCAGAGGCCUUCCUCUAGCUCUGAAGGUCAUCGGUGCAUCAUUGCGAGAUCAGCCUCCUAAGAUAUGGCUGAGUGCCAAGAACCGGUUGUCGCGAGGAGAGGCUAUUUCUGACUCUCAUGAGACCAAGCUCCUAGAGAGAAUGGCGGCAACUGUUGAGUGCUUACCAGAGAAGGUUAGAGAUUGUUUCCUUGAUCUGGGCUGCUUCCCAGAGGAUAAGAAGAUCCCUCUUGAUGUGUUGAUCAACAUUUGGAUGGAGAUUCAUGAUCUUGAUGAGCCAGAUGCUUUCGCCAUCUUGGUUGAGCUUUCGAACAAGAACCUUCUUACCCUUGUUAAUGAUGCACAGAACAAGGCUGGAGAUUUGUACAGUAGCUAUCAAGACUACUCGGUGACGCAACAUGAUGUGUUGCGAGAUCUUGCGCUUCACAUGAGUGGGCGUGACCCUCUGAACAAGCUGAGGCGGUUGGUGAUGCCAAGAAGGGAAGAAACUCUUCCAAGGGAUUGGCAGAGGAACAAGGACACUCCGUUUGAAGCUCAGAUAGUUUCCAUUCAUACAGGUGAAAUGAAAGAAUCUGACUGGUUCCAGAUGAGCUUCCCCAAGGCAGAAGUGCUCAUCCUCAACUUUGCCUCAAGUGUUUACUACCUCCCCCCUUUCAUCGCAACGAUGCAGAACCUGAAAGCCUUGGUUCUGAUCAACUACGGCACCACCAGCGCAACCCUUGACAACCUAUCUGCCUUCACCACGCUCAGCGGCCUGAGGAGCCUUUGGUUGGAGAAGAUCACACUCCCACCACUGCCAAAGACUACUAUCCCGCUGAAGAACCUGCGCAAGAUCUCCCUCGUCCUCUGCGAGCUGAACAACAGUCUAAGAGGAUCGACGAUGGAUCUCUCCAUGACCUUCCCUCGCCUGUCCAACCUCACAAUUGACCACUGCAUAGAUCUAAAGGAGCUGCCAUCAAGUAUCUGUCAGAUCAGCUCCCUCGAGACUAUCUCCAUCUCAAACUGUCAUGACCUCACGGAGCUGCCAUAUGAGCUAGGCAAAUUGCAUUGCCUGAACAUUCUUCGGGUCUAUGCCUGCCCAGCGUUGUGGCGACUCCCGCCAUCGGUGUGUAGCCUGAAGAGGCUGAAAUACCUUGACAUAUCUCAGUGCAUCAACCUGACAGACCUCCCAGAUGAGCUUGGUCACCUGACAAACCUGGAGAAGAUUGACAUGCGGGAAUGCUCACGCCUAAGGAGCCUCCCGAGGUCGUCGUCCUCCCUCAAGUCCCUCGGCCACGUCGUCUGCGACGAGGAGGCGGCGUUGCUGUGGAGGGAGGCCGAGCAGGUAAUCCCUGACCUCCGGGUGCAGGUGGCAGAGGAGUGUUAUAACCUGGACUGGCUUGUAGACUGAUGUCACGUUCUGGAUGCUUUGGGCUUCCAAACUGACCAUGUACAUAUGAUGUUUAUAUGCUGCCCUGUCUAGUGCAUGAAGAGUAAUCAAUCCACUGGCCAAUUUUGACAUUUUCAGUCAGUGUUCAUGCACCGACUCAUCACUGACAGAGCUUGAACUCGUCCCAAAACAGAAAUGCACUCAGAAACAAGCUUUCUCUUGGCACAAAACAAAGUUAUAUACAACUGCCAUACACCUUUUCAGUUUCAACAAACAGAGACCAAGCAAUGGUUCUCAAAAUGAACCUGAAAAGGUAUCACAUUGGUUAUACCGGGGCUAGAUUGUUGCACAGCAUACAUACUAUACUACACAAUAUACAGCGGUAGCAGCAUCACAAUAGGAAUCAAAGGUCUGAAGCAGAAAUGGCGACAAACCGAUCACUGGGUCAUAGCUUAAGAACAGAUCACUUCAUAAGCUCGAGCUGAAACUGAGCCGCAACCCAACAGAUUUACUGAAAGGAAGGCCGCAAUUACGGUUUCCACCCAAGCAUGGACAUGGUUACAGGGCAACCACUAGCUCCCCGCUGCUCUCGAUGUCCAUGUCCAGGUCCUCGUCUGAAUCUAGGUCCUCCAUGUUUUCCUCCACGUCAAGGCCGUCAGACAACAACUGGGCUGCUGUGCGGGUUCCAGCAGGUGGUAUUGUUGCCUCUGCCAGUAUCUGCAUGAUGUCGUUCAUGUUCUGCAUCGGCUGAUCCGGCUCCUCAUAGCUAACUGUGUCAUCAUCCAUGAUGUCUAUAGGGAGGUUCUUCAGGAACCAAGGAUGACUUUUUAUCUGGGGUAUGGUGAUCCUCUGCAAAUACGAUGUAUUAUAGGUAACUCACAUCUGAAUAAUCAAGUGACACAGCAAAAAGGGAAGCAUUCAACAACUCACAAGGUUUGGUUCGACAACAAAAAUCCUUGAUAAAAGAUCUCGGCAUUCUGGAGAUAUAUGGAUAUAGUCUGGAACCGCGUAAUGAGCCCCCAUUAUUUUCUGCAAAUUGACAUCAGCAUUUAGCUGACUGGAUGGAUACAACUGCAGCCAGUGGAACUGCCAAGGUUGGCAAAAAAAAUUACCUGCAUUAUCUUUCUGAAACUCUUAGGAUCUUCUGGAUCCUCGAAAGGAUACCCGCCAACCAGCAUCACAUAGAGGGUCACCCCACAUGACCAGACAUCCGAAAUCUCCAUGCAAUGACAAAUUAUUAGCGAUUCAGCAUUUGAGCUAAUGCACUGUAUAAAGAGUUGCUCCACAACACCAGACAGUAUUCUUUUAAAGCAAAGACCAGAUACUAUUCAUGUCAUCAAAAGAUCAAUAACGACUUUACAGCACGAAGACGGACUCCUAUUGUCGAGCAAAAGGCAUAAGUUGGCAGCGGCUGGUAGCAGCGUAUGUCAGAGGGCAACUUAAAGCACCAAGGGGAUGGAAUGGAGAAUACCUUGCCAUUGUAUUUGUUCAUGAAAACUUCAGGAGCAAUGUAUGCUGGAGUUCCCACAGUGGAUUUUGGUUGCGAAUGCAGAAGAGAUGACUGUAAAAAGAGUUCAGAAAACAGCAUGACAGUAAAUCAGGUAAAGGA